UUCAUAAUUCAAAUCGUCCGACGCCUGUUUAGGUCUCCAUCUACCCCUAUCCCUCCCUCUGCAUUCCCCUGUGCAGAUUUAUCCUACAUUAGGGUUUUGUAGAGACAGAGAGAUACUCCUAUAGUCCUAUUAUUGUGUAUGUUCCUUGAAUUCUCCGCCCCAACUUUCUCUCUCUACAUUUGGGGAGGAGGAUGUCGCACGCCAGCACCACCACCGGAACCGGACCGGAAUUCAACCUACCGGACGAGAUACUCUCGGUCAUCCCCACCGAUCCCUACGACCAGCUCGAUCUGGCCAGGAAGAUCACGUCCAUGGCGAUCGCGUCGCGGGUGUCCAAGCUGGAUUCCGAGGUGGGCAGGUUAAGGCAGAAGGUGUACGACAAGGACAGCCUCAUAUUGGAGCUCGAAGAGAAGGUUUCGCACCUGCAACAGGCCUUUCAUGAAUCCGACAUGCGGUUGAAGAUUGCUCGGGAAGAUAAUAUGAAGCUUUCCAAGGAGCGAGAUUCAUUGGCCAUGACAACCAAGAAACUGGGACGUGAUUUGGCCAAGUUGGAGACAUUCAAGAGACAACUGAUGCAGUCGCUAAAUGAAGAUAAUGCAUCGCCAGCUGAAACUGUUGAUAUUGUGACCUGUGACCAGUCAGUUUCCAAACCGUACACUGUGAAAGGGGAGGAGUUUAAUGGGCAUGCGACACACCGUUAUUUGACCAGCUCUGUGGAGAGUGGAUACACAACUGAUGAUGCCUCAAAGCAAGCUGCGCAAAGAUUUUCUAUGACACCAUAUAUAACACCACGGCUCACUCCCACUGGAACUCCAAAAAACAUAUCCACAACGGGAUCACCAAUAAGGUACUCAGCUGCUGGAUCUCCUCAGAAAACAUCUGGCAUGACAUCCCCCACCAAAUCUCAGUAUGAAGGACGCGGUACGAUGUCUUCAUGGUACCCAUCAAGCCAGCAGUCAUCUGCAGCGAACUCCCCUCCUCGCGGACGCCCAGCGCCAGGACGUACGCCACGAAUUGAUGGGAAGGAGUUCUUCCGUCAAGCUAGGAGUCGUCUGUCAUACGAACAAUUCAGUGCAUUUUUGGCAAACAUAAAGGAACUGAAUGCUCAAAAGCAAUCUAGAGAGGAAACUUUGAGGAAAGCUGAAGAGAUAUUUGGGAUGGAUAACAAAGACCUUUACAUAUCAUUUCAAGGAUUGCUCAACCGCAAUGUACACUAAAUGAUUCGGUGGUAGGCAUGUUUAUCCCCAGUCAGGGUGCUUUUUAUCUGUUUGUUCUUAACAUAUGGUGUCACUGGUAAACUUAUGACUGAAGACAAUCAUGGCCAUCUGGGAAGCUGGUUCUCAAUCAACUCAUAUCAAUCUGAUCAUCUAAAACCAUAUCCAGCUUCUGUGUGAAUGUUCCUUAAUGAUCCUCGCUGAAUAGUUUGUCGAUGGUAUGUUAUCAAUGUGCGCCUUGCUGAAUUGUCCCAACUCUGUAACGUAUUGAGUUGGUUUUCCCCUUUCCUCGAGGGUGUGCUUUGUAAAGCAAUUACAAACUUGAGCUUUUUCAAGGCUCUAGUUUUCAUUUAUUCAAUAACCUUGAAUGCAA
Rhododendron vialii is the source of this 1587-nucleotide messenger RNA. RefSeq lists its product as uncharacterized. The coding region runs from base 192 to 1217 and encodes 341 amino acids. The transcript has 9 exons. Lineage: Eukaryota; Viridiplantae; Streptophyta; Magnoliopsida; Ericales; Ericaceae. The record is from RefSeq and is a predicted model, not a curated record.